Artibeus jamaicensis (Jamaican fruit-eating bat) is the source of this 2501-nucleotide messenger RNA. It is a transcript of the gene SH3GL1, whose product is annotated as SH3 domain containing GRB2 like 1, endophilin A2. Gene Ontology annotation, biological process: synaptic vesicle uncoating. Lineage: Eukaryota; Metazoa; Chordata; Mammalia; Chiroptera; Phyllostomidae. The coding region runs from base 232 to 1341 and encodes 369 amino acids. Gene Ontology annotation, cellular component: presynapse; cytoplasm; glutamatergic synapse. The transcript has 10 exons. Gene Ontology annotation, molecular function: protein binding. The record is from RefSeq and is a predicted model, not a curated record.
CCGGGCGGUCGCCGGAAGUGUGCGGUUGCCAUGUAAUAUCCUGGCCGCGCGGGCGCGAGAGAGGCUAAGGCUGCGCCCGGACGGGCGCGGAGCUGGCUAGAGGGCUGUGGAGGCGGCGCCGACCGGGCCAGUUGAGGCGCUCGGGGGCUCAGCAGCGCUUGGGAGCCUGUCGCUUACGCUGUACCUCCGGUUCCCUGGGUCCGGACGGGAGGUCCCACAGCGAAAGGCAGAAUGUCGGUGGCGGGGCUGAAGAAGCAGUUCUACAAGGCGAGCCAGUUGGUCAGCGAGAAGGUCGGAGGGGCCGAAGGGACCAAGCUUGACGAUGACUUCAAAGAGAUGGAGAAGAAGGUGGACGUUACCAGCAAGGCUGUGGUGGAAGUGCUGGCCAGAACCAUCGAAUACCUGCAGCCCAACCCAGCCUCAAGGGCCAAGCUGACGAUGCUCAACACGGUGUCCAAGAUCCGCGGGCAGGUGAAGAACCCUGGCUAUCCGCAGUCGGAGGGCCUGCUGGGCGAGUGCAUGAUCCGCCACGGGAAGGAGCUGGGUGGCGAGUCCAACUUUGGCGAUGCCCUGCUGGAUGCAGGGGAGUCCAUGAAGUGCCUGGCUGAGGUGAAGGACGCCCUGGAUAUAGAGGUCAAGCAGAACUUCAUCGAUCCCCUCCAGAACCUGUGCGACAAAGACCUCAAGGAGAUCCAGCACCACCUGAAGAAGCUGGAGGGGCGCCGCCUGGACUUUGACUACAAGAAGAAGAGGCAGGGCAAGAUCCCCGACGAGGAGCUGCGCCAGGCCCUGGAGAAGUUUGAAGAGUCCAAGGAGGUGGCUGAGACCAGCAUGCACAACCUCCUGGAGACUGACAUUGAGCAGGUGAGCCAGCUCUCUGCCCUGGUGGACGCCCAGCUGGAGUACCACCGGCAGGCCGUGCAGAUUCUGGACGAGCUGGCCAGCAAGCUCAAGCGAAGGAUGCGGGAAGCCUCUGCGCGCCCCAAGCGCGAGUACAAGCCCAAGCCCCGGGAGACCUUCGACCUCGGAGAGCCUGAGCAGUCCAACGGGGGCUUCCCCUGUGCGCCAGCCCCCAAGAUUACAGCAGCUUCGUCAUCUUUCCGAUCCUCCGACAAGCCCACCCGGACCCCCAGCAGGAGCAUGCCACCCCUGGACCAGCCAAGCUGCAAAGCACUGUACGACUUUGAGCCCGAGAAUGACGGGGAGCUGGGCUUCCACGAGGGUGACAUCAUCACGCUGACCAACCAGAUUGACGAGAACUGGUACGAGGGCAUGCUCCAUGGCCAGUCGGGCUUCUUUCCCCUCAGCUAUGUGGAAGUGCUGGUGCCCCUGCCUCAGUGACAGCGGCGGCCCGCCCGCCCCUCUGUCCAGAUCACCUGUGUCCCACGUGGCCCAGCGUCCCAGGGCAGUGCUCCUCCCAGGGCACCAGGGACUUGGGGCAGCAGGUCCAGUGGGGGGCCGGGGCCUGUUUACACUAGUGCUCACCCACAGUGGUGGUGGGGCCUCCCCUUUCCACUGCCCUGCGGGGCUAACACUAAGGUGCUCUUAGAAACACUAACUUCCUCCCACUCCCCCCAGGACUGGCAACUCUAGGUGGGCCCCUCCACUCAGAACACAUACACACACCCUCUGUCCUGUCCACGCUGGGGCUUGGCCCACCCUGACCUGCCCUUACUGGGAGCAAAUUGAAAGUCUGUGAGACAGGGUGAUCCAAGCAGGACCCCUGGCUGAUGCUCGCCACCUGCUUUUAAAUUCCCCUAAGAUACUCCUUCUCAGGCUCCUGCACACCCCCAGAUGCCACCUCCACAGGAGGGCCUCACCCUUAAGGAUAGGCAGGCCCUCUCCUCAGCUGUAGGGUGCAGAGCCCCACAUACUGUGCCCACCACCUCAUCCUCAGUCCCCUCAGUGCCCAUCUGUAGGGUGCCCUACCCCCAGCCAAGCACACGGAACGUUUCUCUCCGGCACAAGCUGCUACCACCAGCUACGCACACACACUCUUAACUCACCACACACGGGACCACGGGAGCCCCCAGCUUCCUCUCUGCUGAAGGUCAAGCACAAAAGCUUCGAUGAGUGAAUGUUCCCAGACCCCUGGCUGCUGGGGCCAUCCUGGGGGGGGUGUCACAGGCCCUCCCACACCCCAGGCUGGCCACCCGCUCCCCCUGCUGUUGACAGUGUCCCCAGCUGUCUCCUUUAGGCCAAGGUAGGCCACUGCCCAGACCAGCAGGCCCCAGCCAUGCAUCCACUUCCCCUCUCGCCUGAUCUGAAAUUGGCUUAAUGGGGGGAACCUCUGGCCUGGUUCACAUUCCCUUCCUUCAGUGACCCUGCACAGCCCCCAGGACAUAAGACUCUGCUCCUUCCCAAGGCCUCUCACUGCCGUGAGUGGGAGAGACCCAGGCAUCCGGACCAAGACAAGCAGUAUGGCCUUGGUCACAAUCUAGGGCGGACGGAAAUGUAAUCUUGAUUUUUAAAAGAAAAAGUAUUAAACGUCUCUUUCUACA